Messenger RNA from Angiostrongylus costaricensis, 834 nucleotides. The record is from the annotation of a GenBank genome assembly. Lineage: Eukaryota; Metazoa; Nematoda; Chromadorea; Rhabditida; Metastrongylidae.
AUGGCUAGUCCUCGCACUCGACGCGUCCUGAAGGAACUACGUCCUCUCAGUCAAAAUAAUUUUUUUAGUUUUGUACGUUCGGUAACUAUGGACAAAUGGAAAGAUGUGGAAUUGGCGAAAAUGCGAGUGGGAGGAAAUCAGAAAUUUCGCGAAUUUCUAGAGAGCCAACCAGAUUACCGUGAGGACUGGUCUCUACACGAUAAGUACAAUUCACGUGCUGCUGCUUUGUUUAGAGAUAAGGUACAGAGUUUUCUUGCUUUAUUUGGAGUUGCAAACGGUUUCAAUAGCUCUGAUCAGGUUGCAACAGAAGCGGAGGGUGGCGAAUGGUCUGCGGCUACGUCAGCAGCACGUAACUACGUUCCGUCUUCACUUGGCGCUGGAGAUAGGAUUAGAGGUGAUACAUCAAGGUUUUCCUCUGCCACUAGCUUAGGAUCAUAUUAUGGAGGAAAUGCAGCAGCAUAUUCAGAUGGAGGUGGAUACAACACAAGUGACACCAGCCAAAGCGACGAACGCUACCGUGGCUUCGGAAACACUGUUGACUCGGCUAGUACGCAAGAUGAUCUUUUGGCUGGUGCCAUGUCGUCUCUUUCUAUGGGUUGGAGCAUAAUUUCAAGAGGAGCUUCACAGGCUGCUGCUAUUGCUAAAGAUUGUUUGUUCUUUAAAAUGAGCUUGUAUUUAUUAUUCUUUCACUUUUCUAAGGCAAAUAACGGUGGAAUCCUUUUUGGAGUAGCCAGCAAAGCCACAGAAAUUGGACAGAAGUCAUGGGGCGGAAUCUCGCAAUUCGUCAAAUCGCCGUCUUUGCAAGGUCUCGGAAGUAUUUUACCAAAAUCGUGA